UGUUAGUGGUGUUCUACUCAUAGUUGCAGUAGCAGUUGGGGUUUACUGUUGCCAAAAGAGAAGUACAAAAACAAAACAAAAAGACACCCCAGGACAGGACAAUCAUGAUGAGGAGAGUGGUGAAGCAGAACAUUUUCUACCUGAGCAAAAUGGCUUUCAAAUGAAUGAUGUUAAUGGGACAACUACUGAUCAGGCUGUGGCUAAUGGGACAACUACUGAUCAGGCUGUGGCUAAUGGGACAACUACUGACCAGGCUGUGGCUAAUGGGACAACUACUGACCAGGCUGUGGCUAAUGGGACAACUACUGACCAGGCUGUGGCUAAUGGGACAACUACUGAUCAGGCUGUGGCUAAUGGGACAACUACUGAUCAGGAUGUGGCUAAUGGGACAACUACUGACCAGGAUGUGGCUAAUGGGACAACUACUGAUCAGGAUGUGGCUAAUGGGACAACUAAUGACCAGGAUGUGGCUAAUGGGACAACUCCUGAUCAGGCUGUGGCUAAUGGGACAACUACUGAUCAGGCUGUGGCUAAUGGGACAACUACUGACCAGGCUGUGGCUAAUGGGACAUCAUAGAUAUCAGUAGUCCGCAUCAACACCAGCGACAUGAAGAUUCUAGUCCAAACCAUUUUUAAGCAAAAUGUCCUUUUCUUAUUUUGAAGUGAAGUCAUAGAAAUUACAUUGUGGAGCAAAUGGGAACAUUUUUUAAUUUUGUCCCAUUCACUACAGUAGAAGUUUAACAAACUGUGAUGACUUCUGAGAACACAGGAGA
Molecule: messenger RNA, 773 nt
Organism: Cyprinus carpio (common carp)
Lineage: Eukaryota; Metazoa; Chordata; Actinopteri; Cypriniformes; Cyprinidae
Product: Duffy receptor beta form-like
Exons: 4
Coding region: 161-577 (138 amino acids)
Source: RefSeq, a predicted model, not a curated record